AUGUUGCAACCCAGAUUGCUCACGCCCCUGCGGGCGUUGGAGCGAGCCUUUACUCCCUCAAUUCUCUCCGUUCAGUACGCCUAUCAACCACAGUCGCUGAUGCAACGCACCCUCUCCGCAUCCAUCGCCCUCCCGAAACCCACGCCAUCAAUCUCCCGCACACUCCUCCCUUUCUCACAGGUGCGAUACGCCUCGCAUGCUUCUCAGGGUACUGCCAAUCGACACUCUCGCGAUCCCGCCGGUAAGCGUCUCGGUGCGAAGCGCACCGGCGGCGAGUACGUCGUUCCGGGAUGCAUCAUCUUCAAGCAGCGCGGCUCGAAGUGGUUCCCCGGUGACAACUGCGCGAUGGGACGCGACCACACAAUCUACGCCACUCAGGCUGGCUAUGUCCGUUACUACGCUGAUCCUGAGCGUCACCCCGACCGUCGAUACAUCGGAGUUGUUUUCGAGAAGGAUGGCAAGCUCCCGCACCCUCGCAAUGCGCCCAGCCGCCGCAAGUUGAACAUGGUUACUGUUCCCCGGAUGGAGCCUGUUGCCUUCCAGUCUGACAUGAUUGCUUCAAUUGAUGAGAAUGGCACCCAAGUUGGCAGCGUUGAGGCUGUCAAUGCCGAGUCUGGCCCUCAGCUGCGCCCUGGUUAUAUGUACCGUGAGGCCAAUUGGAUCAUUGGUCGUGCCGCGGAGAAGGCUGGUAUCACCGCUAUGCCCUACGACCGGAGAAACCGCUGGCUCGCAUGGAGGAAGAGACAGGCCCGUGCUGAGCGCGCUGCCCAGAUGAAGAGUCUGAAGGGCAAGAAGAAGUCUGCCAAGAAGGGCAAAUAA
Molecule: messenger RNA, 819 nt
Organism: Penicillium argentinense
Lineage: Eukaryota; Fungi; Ascomycota; Eurotiomycetes; Eurotiales; Aspergillaceae
Product: mitochondrial 54S ribosomal protein bL27m
Exons: 1
Coding region: 1-819 (272 amino acids)
Biological process (GO): translation
Cellular component (GO): mitochondrial large ribosomal subunit; ribosome
Molecular function (GO): structural constituent of ribosome
Source: RefSeq, a predicted model, not a curated record